Messenger RNA from Nerophis lumbriciformis (worm pipefish), 6132 nucleotides. NCBI's taxonomy places the organism in Eukaryota, Metazoa, Chordata, Actinopteri, Syngnathiformes, Syngnathidae. The record is from RefSeq and is a predicted model, not a curated record.
AUGUCUUUGGAAUCUACAUGGACAAGGACUGGAGCUGAUGACAUGGACCUCGAAACGUCCGAGGACUGUCUCAGCAAUGGUGUCUCUGUAGCUCCCCGGGACUACCCGGCGACCAGCAACGAUGGCAUGUCCGACUUCUCCAAUAGUGACAUCUCACUCCCCGAAGUCUGCGUCACGACCAACUUUGAGGAGAACAUGAGCCACGAGGUCCAGCAAGCCUACAGGAUCUUUUCUUGCUUUCUCCUGGACAAACACAAGGCAGUUGCCGGCCUGUUCCUCCAUGCCGUCGGGCAUCAGGAGGCCCAGUGCGGCGUCGGUGGCGUCUGCGCUCCAGGUCAGGCGAGGCUUAAACAGUCUAUGUGCUUGCGGAGCAUGGAGGAGAAGUUUGUCAACCAGGAGUAUCAGAGCAUAACGGAGUUUGUGGCUGACUUCAGGCUAAUGUUAGAGAACUGCUACCGCUACCAUGGCGUGGACCACUGGCUGUCUAAACAGGCUCAAAAGAUGGAGAUUAUGCUUGAGCAGAAGCUCACACUCCUGUCCAGAACUCUUCGUGAGAAAACUACGUUGGCAGUGACCUCCAAAGGACGUUUUGGCUCAGAGGAGGAAAGAGCUCAGGGGGGAACCUCAACAAGGAGGCGAAUGUCAUCUCGAAGUCUGGCGACCAUCACAGUUGGUGGGCAUGAGUCUGUCAUGGUGCAGACCCUCAGGUUGGAAGAGCAACAGAGGGCCAAGGAAGAAAAGAGGCAACGUGAUUUGGAGAAAAAAGAAGCUGAGGAAAUUUCAGCCAAAGCAAUUGAAGAGUGGGAGCAGACUUUGCUUUUGCAGGCAUCACCUUACACUGUCGACACCUUGUGGGAAAUCCCUGCUGUAGGCCACUUUCUAUGCCUGGCCCAAACAGUUCUAAACCUUCCUGAGAUUGUCUUCUUUGAGCUGGAGCGCUGUUUGCUGAUGCCUCGCUGCAGCAGCCUGCUUUCCAAGAUAAUGUCAUCCCUCCUUUCCCCAUGGCAGCGACGGGCUACCUUGCACCGCCGUCCUGCUCUGCCGUACCGCCGCUGGGAGGCGGAGCUCAGGCUGCGGAUCAAAAGCUGGUACCGGAGCAUCGGUUGCGCCAGAGAUCAACCGGCUCGGGCCGAGCAACUUGGACUUUGUCACCAAUUUUUCUACAACCUUGGCAAGACGAGUCCCUUGGAGGAGAAGCCGUUUCACUCGCUGCCCUUCCGCCAGCGAGUGUGGCUUCUCAAGGGCUUGUGCGACCACGUGUACGAGACUCAAAAGGACGUUCAGGAUGCCGUGCUGGCUCAACCCAUACACGAGUGCAGGGAGUCUAUUUUGGGCUACGACAGCAGGGACAACGCCUACAUACAUUUCCCUCACUUUUGCGGCGCAGACUUGCGGAUCUACUGCCAGAGCCCCUGCACCCCACCUGCUUUUCCUUUCCCUUCAUCGUUGGUGAGACGGCUUGAAGAAUACGCUGAAGAUUCUGACGCGCUCAAGGACAAGGACGGAAAUCCUGGAAGCGCUAUGUACGUUAAUACCUCUGGUGAUUUAGUGAAGACAUUGAAGUAUUUUACAGGGGAAAAUGGGGAUGGAAAGAAACACAAAGAAAGUGUCAGGUUCUGGCCGGCGAAGAAAGAGGAUGAGAGGUGUGAGUCAGAGUCGUCGGAUGGACACUCCAGUGAUGAGUCAAGCCAAAAUUGUCGUACUCGCUCCUUUGUUUCAAGAGGAUGCAUUAAACAAGAAACUAUAGAGUUGGACUAUCGAUCCACAACACUAGAAAAGGGACGGUCCAAGGGCUCAGUAUGUACUAUUAAAGAAGAGACUCAAGAUCCUUGUCUGAAUGUAGGGGAACACACGUAUACGGGUAGGUCACCUGCUCGCUCUGCGGGUGCCGCUUGCUUACCAAGCAAGCACCUCGGUAUCAAUAUGCAGGGAGUGAACCUGAGUACAGGACACCACCAAAUAGCUUCUUGUUUUAAAUGUAGCAGAAUUUUUAAAUUGGGGCGGCGAGGCUGCAGUUGUUCUUCUAGGGUCCAUGCACAAAACACUAGCAAAGAAGAAAAAUUCCCUGAUAGAAUGUCUAAAAAUAAAUAAAUAAAUCAUAAAUGCACGAAAAAGUGAGGCAAGAACCAAUUGCGACACCAGGAAAACAUUCAGGAAUUACGACAAACAUCCAGAUAUAAGAUAAAACGAAAAAGUAUUAAGAAAAGAAAAAAGGUUGAAUCUGCAAAGAAAAUUAAAGCUGAGACUUCCGUUGAGCCGUCAUUCAAGCUGGUUUGCACCAGUCUGCAAGAAUUGCGAGAUCUUAUCAGCAAAACAGAGGACGAGCUUGAUGACUUGGAGAGCACAAAAAAAAAAUUGGAUCGAUGGUACUUGAGAAAAGAAGCUGUGAAAGACCUCCACAGCACUCUAAUCAGACUAUUGAAUGAGUUGUCACCCUGGGAACCAAAACUUUUGAAAGCAUACCACAGAAAUAGGCUUCGAUUGAAGAAGGAGUUUGACGAAUUCAAGAAGCAUAAGGAGUACAGUAACUUUGUACGAGAGGAGUGUGUGUCAUCAUCGUCAUCAUCAGACAAUGAAGAUAUGUCUUUGCUGGAUCACCAACAGAGAUCAGAAGAUGAACUGGAACAUGUGGUUCCCAGACAUCUUUUGACUGGAGCAAGCACCAGGGACUAUGACAAUGAAUCUGUUGGCGAGAGGUCACCAAGGUUUGCAAUCACAAAUCACGAAAAACAUCCGGAAACUGCUGAACAACAGCAGACUGACGGUACUAAUACUGCUUUUGCCCUGGACAGUGGUCCGAAGUCUAAAUGUGAAAUGGUUCAGUCCAACAAUGACUGCAAUGAGGGAAUGCCAAUUGACGCUUCGUCGAUAUCCAAACUUCAUCUAGUCCACCCCACCACAGGACAGCCCAAACGUUACACGGCCAUUCCCACCCUGUUUGCUAAAAGUGUGGGCAACAAAGUGACCUUAAUGAAACUGCCUGUCGAUUACUCAGCGGUGGACAACCCUGAUAGACAAAGCUUGCGAUGUUCAAGCUCCCAGCCUACUACUACAGUGGGGAACACAAAACUACAAACACAAACCUAUCAGUCCACCUCAGAACAAAACUCGCUACAUAUGGAAGGAGAAUGUGCAAUUAAACAACUGGAAAUCGACACAGUGGCAGCAACUCCUAUUAUGACAUGUUUGGCUAAGCAAUGCCAGACUUUAUUGCAGAAUCCUCUCCAAGUGAUAUCUAACGAUCCAAAGGGCAGGGAACAACUUUUCAGGAAAGAGAGAAGCAAUCUAGCAACAACAACUGAGCAACCUUUUUUGGACAGAAACAGACAGGAGAUCAUCAUGCAACAGGUGGUGAAUCUGCCUUCCAUACAUGUCAUUCACAAAUCCGAGGAGCACCAGUCAAAGGGAACCAUUUGCUUGUCAACUAGUGUACCUGGCUUCACCAUCCCUGACCACAUUCAGCAAGUGGGUCCACUGAAGAAGACCCCUACCCUUUCCCCCUCUCCUCGUCAGCAGUACAGCACCCAGUUUACGCAGCCUUCCCAAUCAAGCGCUUCACAUAGUGUACAUCAAAAUCCUUCAUCUAUCGUAUCCACUUUGGCCGCUGCUCUCCCCCCUAAACCUACAGACGAUAAACAAGAACUUAAGACUAUAUGCAUACGUGAUUCACAGUCCAUCCUCGUGACAACAAGGGGAGGCAACACUGGAAUUGUCAAAGUCCAGACGUCAGCUGCCCAGAAUCCACUGGAUAAUUUACCCACCAGUCCCAUCAUUACAAUUUCACCUCAAUUUAAAGCUUUCCUUGUAUCCAAGAGUGCAGAGGCCUCUUCGGUCCCCUUUCAGAAGAAACCGUGUCCCACCACAACGGUGGCCAGUGUCUCUGUCGCCCAAUCACAUAACCAGAUUUGUCCAACAUUAAAGUCCUCUGCAAUCACAAAGCCUACAGAUCCAAAAUGCUUGACUUCGAAAACAUCUGUUGACAUGGUUCCAGGAUCCAACAGUUCGGAUGAUUCUACAGUUUCUAGAAUCGUUUACAACCCAGCACAGACAUUAGCUACCCAUUCUCUUGGAAUAAAAAGUACUGCUGAUGGUAUUGGACAAGCCGGUGUUAUCAGUCGGACUGGUUUGAAGCGGCGCAGUACAGAUGAGCAGUCUAAGGUGGCGAAAUGUAUCCUGGUUGCCAACUCCUCAUCCUGUGCCUCUACUCUUUCUGUUCCAAAAGAUGAAUCCUCUACAAAGCAGCCUCUUGGAUCAAGAUUGAUAGUCAUUAACAAACACUCUUCAAAAGCACCCUGUGCUUUAGUGGGAAGUGGCCUAAAUCAAGCCACAGCAUCAGGAACUGAAGGACAACAGCUAACUAUGGCAUUAUCAACUCAAUCUUUGAAGAUGGAAUUAAGCCCUGGUGUUGACUCAAAAGUGCUAUUGAAACAAACGAGUAGCACUCUCCCACCAGGUCUUCAGAUCCAGGUGUCAGGGAUGACAACAGCCACUGGACACUCAAUCGGCACCCAGUCACAUUGCACUUUCAAAAAGACAUCACAAUCUAUCACAGAUACAGUGCAUUCACCAGUUUCUACAGAACAACCAGCCUCAUUUACAAAGUCAAAUACUGUCACAAGAAAUCUUGGCCAGGUUGUUACCAAUGCCUCUUAUACCAGAUCCUCUAAACCAUCUACUUUCACAAUAGGGUCACAAUUAGGCUCUUUCACAACUAAUACUACAGCAGGUAUGUCCACAUGUGUAUUGGCCGGCCGCUCUCCUGCUCAGGUAACCUCUCCUGUGCAUGUCAACCCAAACCCAACCUCCACGGCUACACUUGUUCAUUAUCCCUCACAGCUAUUGGCUAAAGAAACUACACCAAUCAUAUCGACAUCUCAGAAAGCUCCCAAUAAAACCGAACCGUACAUGUCCUCAGCUACCAACACCAGUACACAAUCCAUGGGCCCUACCAUUGGGGUUAACAAUGCCCAGCAGAGGAUAGUCAUCAGUACAUCAAAGCCUCUAGCAGCUGGCACACAGAUACUUCUCAAUAACACCUGUUUUAUAGUUCCUCCCCAGGGCUUAGCUCCAGGUAGCCAUGUGCUCAUCAUCUCUAGUCCUUCGCCACAGAAAGUGCCUAAUGCCAGUGGUAGCUGCAUUGGGUCGGCAGUGCCUAUGCAAGGAGUGAGUCAGGGUCCAACAACCCCUCAAGGACAAUUUUUAACCGGGUCCCAAACUAGGUUGCCUGGUGUCCCAGGUGUGAUUUCACCUUUUGCAGGUUGCAUACCUGUUGUUCCAAAAAAUGUCCAGGGACCAUCUCAGUUAUCACCUAAAAUGAAUCUUGUUUCUGCUUCGGGCUUACAUGUUUGUUCCUCUGCGUUACCUGUGCUAAGCAACCCCCCUCAGUUAGCCAAACGAGCGGCCCACGUUCCUUCGGUCAUUACCAGUGGCCUUGGUCUUGAUCAUUCUUCUACUGUUAGGUUGGCUACUGGUACGCCACUUCCUGCUGAAUGUUCCAAUACCGUUUCACCUGUUGACGUACCUGCCCUUUCCCGAUUGCCUGCACCAUUGUCAACUUUGCCGAGCCCGAUCUCUAUUCCCCACUCCCUUUCAAAGGUUUCAGCAACAACCAGAGGCUCGUGUAUACAGCCGCCCCUGAAAUCUAAAAUUACAGCACCCUUUGUUGCACAUCUGGGCCUUGGCAUAACCACAGUUUCUCAGCAGGCAGCGUCAGUCAUUCAAGUGUCUGCAGAUUCAUUAACCUCAUCAGUACAGAACCUACCCACCUCAACAGUUACACAAACUGAAAGCGCCACAGACGUUAAGCAACGGGCAUAUGUACUUACCUUAUCGCCACCCUCUAACACAUUUCAACCAAUCACACAGUUGACCACAAACCCCAUUCACCAGCCAGAUGCCCUAUCCAAUCAGACACUUGUUAAACCUACUUUGCAGAAAUUCCACCUCGGGAUGGCAAACCAUGUAACAAAUAAGCUCAUCAUCAGUCCCAGUGCCAUUUUGAGUUCGGUGCAGUGCCAGGCUAAAGCAGCUGAACCGAAUGUCUACCCUAAACAGACUGCGCUGAUUCUCACCCCCAAAAGUUCUAAUGGAGCUUUGCAUCACCAGCCAACACCAAGUCAACCAAAUAACUGA